Molecule: messenger RNA, 1037 nt
Organism: Phytophthora nicotianae INRA-310
Lineage: Eukaryota; Oomycota; Peronosporomycetes; Peronosporales; Peronosporaceae
Exons: 1
Coding region: 152-943 (263 amino acids)
Biological process (GO): proteolysis
Molecular function (GO): serine-type endopeptidase activity
Source: RefSeq, a predicted model, not a curated record
UCUAUGAACACCAUGGUUGUUGACGGUAAGCACAUCCCUCAGACCAAGCCUGGAUAGAUUCUGCACCCGUCUGCCUGCCUACAGUUCAUCAGAAUGAUCAAACAGUUUUAAUUCUCUCCCCGACGACCCACAAACGUGUCAACCAAGGACUAUGUUUCGCGUUCUUGCUUUUGGGCUUGUGUGCAUCGGGUCUUCUGCACGUGCCUAUGAGACUGACACUCAGCGACAACUCAUCAUGAGCGGAGAAGUUGUACCGACUGGCACCAAGACUUACGUUGCCAGCCUUCGAUCAACGCGCGACGGCAAUAAUUUGUGCGGCGGUAGUCUUAUCUCUCCGACACAUGUCCUCACAGCGUCGCACUGCGUGGUCUACGACAUUCGCUGGGCCUCAGUUGGGACUCACUACCGCAACGGCACUCUGGAUGGCGAACAAAUCCGGGUCGUGUCAGUCAUGCCCAACCAAAACUACUCCGAGAAUGUGCUCUAUGCCGACGAUUACAUGGUACUCGAGCUCCAGAGGCCAAGCAAGUUCAAGCCUGUGAAGCUCGCUGCUCCCGACGACUCCGACUUCAAAGCGGGGAAGUGGUCUGUAACAAUGGGGUGGGGCACAGAUGCGGAGGUCAAUGGUACCAAUCCUUACGAGCUACAGCGCGUAGACCUUCAGCUUGUGAGUGAUGAGGCAUGUGCUGCUAAUGCCACCAUCGACUCCAGUAUGGUGUGCGCAGGCGGAGUUCUCAACCAUGAUUCUUGCUUUGGAGACUCCGGUGGGCCUCUCAUCCUGGAAGGGUCGGACACAACAGAGGACGUGCUAAUUGGAAUCGUGAGCUGGAGCAAAGACAAUACGUGCGGACGAGAAGGCUACCCUGGCGUCUACUCUCGAGUUUCCAAUGCUCGAGCUUGGAUUGAUUCCAUUACGGGUGGUAACGGCACUUGCAUGGCUUAAAACAUCAACCUUAUUGUGCUAUGAAUGCGUAGGUUAAUAGAACGAAGAUGGAACACGUAUCGGUACUAAACUUCUCUUAGCAACCACAUUUCAC